This is a messenger RNA of Coccomyxa subellipsoidea C-169, 996 nucleotides long. RefSeq lists its product as hypothetical. Gene Ontology annotation, molecular function: inositol-1,3,4,5,6-pentakisphosphate 2-kinase activity; ATP binding. The record is from RefSeq and is a predicted model, not a curated record. Gene Ontology annotation, biological process: inositol phosphate biosynthetic process. The transcript has 2 exons. Gene Ontology annotation, cellular component: nucleus. NCBI's taxonomy places the organism in Eukaryota, Viridiplantae, Chlorophyta, Trebouxiophyceae, Coccomyxaceae. The coding region runs from base 1 to 996 and encodes 331 amino acids.
AUGAGAACUGCGCUGAUUGCGCUCUUUGAAGAGCAGCAGAACAACCUGCGGCUGUUUGCCGGUGGAGCUCCCGUGCAGCUGCCGCAGGAUGGGAGCCUGCCAAGCGGCCCCAAGUUGCAGCAGUUUGGGGGCGUGUUGGGGCUGAUAGACCUGCUCUGCAUCAUCCUGCUCAGAGAAGGUGUCUUGGACCGCAUUCUGGCAGUGCAGAAGAUGGAUGUGCAUGACAUUGAGGGCAUUCAUCCUCUCUUAGCUACCCUGCUGCACAGAGAGGCUGAACCGCAGCUGUCACAUGACGCACAAGACUGCUGCCAAAACGCCCCCACUGCAAACUCUGGGAAUCCUCUGCCUGAGGAAGCCAGGCAGGAGUCAGCUUCAGGCCUCCAUGCACCCGGCUACAGGACAGAAACAGAGGAGAGUCAGCAAGAACCGCACAGCGAGCCAGCAGCGGGUGCUAGAGCGCAAUUAACGUCCAGUGUAGGCUCAGACCAGGUCAGCGGAGAGCAGGCGCAUGCAGGGAUGCCGGCAGGCCACAAUGGUCCGGUAGAGGAUACUCGCAGCGCUGAGCUGGCGCGGCUGCUGAGCGCUGAUUGGCCGACGGCCUGCGCUGCGCUGCGCGAUUACCUGACCGCUGCCACGGCCAAGGACUGCAGCCUGAUGAUCACUCUGGCGCCCUUGCAGCCUGCGCCUCGACCACAACAGGAGAGGAGUCGCAGGGCAGAGCCUUCACUUGGCGCUGCAAUGGAUGUUGCCUCGACGAGCGGAGAGAGACUCAUUGGAGGAGGGAGCGGGAGAAAGUCUGGGGGGCAGCUGUAUGCAGUUCAGGAGGAUCCAGAUGUUGGGUCGGUGGUGCAGGAUAGUGAGAGUGGGAGGUGGUUCAGGUACAAGGUUGCAGUGGUGGAUUUGGACCUCAAGCCUCUCAGCAAGGUUGAGCAGCAUUUUGCAUUGGACCAGAAGAUCCUGGAGUGUGCCCUGCGGACAGGGAAAUUUGCCACAUGA